This is a messenger RNA of Effrenium voratum, 2132 nucleotides long. Lineage: Eukaryota; Dinophyceae; Suessiales; Symbiodiniaceae. The record is from the annotation of a GenBank genome assembly.
CUUGCACACACUCACCACGGCGAUGCAAAGCUCGCUGCCCUCUCUGCACAUGGAUGGUGCAGAUGAACGAGAUACUUCCAUCUGAGCCACUGGAGUGCGAGGUGAUGAACUUGCUGCACGAUCACUACUCAAGCGAGACCACGGUUGACAGUGAGGAGUACGAGGGGGAUUACCCAGAAGUGCUGAUGGACCAGAUAAGCCAAGAGCGCUUCAACUUUCCUGUCUUCUGGGAGCAGCUGGUGCUUCAUUUGUCCGUCCCUUUGAGCAUACCUGCUUACUGCGCAGCGGGCGAAUUCAAGCUGCUGCAAAAUACCUUGCUUUGGCCGUGGCGGAAGCCGUCGGAGCUGUUCUUUUCAUGUAUUCCGCUUAUUUGCUACGUCAACAUGGCGCUCUUUGUAACUUUCCGUGACAGAUUUGCCGAAGAUGGCAUCAAUGGAGCAGAGAUCGUGAUGAUCCCCACUAUGGCAAUGAUGGUGCACAGGGCGAUGAUUGCCUUGAAGUACAGCGCACUGUCCCACACAGAGUACCAGCGCUGGCGAAAUGCCCCAGCAAAAAUUGCUCACACGUGGGGUUUGCAGAUUCAGCUCCUCACCACGUGGCUGCCACUUCCGGACGACGUCCUUCUGACGGAGAUUGACAAAGCCUGCCAGCUACAAGGCGUCGAUCUCCGAAGCAUCUACUUUGAGCAAGAGGUGCAAGGCACUGCCUGCUUGCAGAGGUGGCAAGUCUGGGAGCAGAUGCAAGAGCCGCACUGCACCGCGGACGAGCUGCACAGCGGUCUGGCUUGCGAGAAGCUUCAGACUGCUGUCAUGGAAGCGGCCAACGAGAAGGUGGAAAAGGGAGUGAAACGAGUCAGUGCGCACCGCAUUCUGCACGUUUUGUGGAGACAAGCCAUCGACAAUGUGAUGGUCUUUCGGAAGUUCAGCUUCGUAGGCCUCUUGGCCGCGAUUCCUACCCUUCUGCCUGGGAUCUGGAGAGUUUGCACGAGUUACAGUGCGGGUGAGCGAGGCUGGGAUCUGUUUCAUGCGGCUGUGGGUAACAGCGCGCCCGUCAUGUAUUGCGUCGUGUCCUCUGCAUUGCUGUGCCUGAUUCACUGCAUCCUUGCUGGCGCAUUUGCAGCAAUUGGCCCCAUCCACUACCAGCGCCAGCAGAUAGUCAUCGACUCUGUGAGGCUUUUAACGCGGCAAACUGCCUGCCUCUAUCCCAAUCUGCCGCAGGUGCAGCUCUGCGGCGCCACAGCCUGCGCCAACGUCCGCGCGGUGCUCGCCUGCUUUGAGGUGGUCUUGUGCAUGGGAGGGCGAUACCAAAUCCGGGUGGAGUCCUACAUCGCCACCUUAGCGGGCUCAGCCUUCAUAGGCAUGAGCGUCGUGCUGGUCAGCGUGAUUGUGGGCGUCCACACUGAGAUGAACCCCUUCACGGUCACUACAUUGUUCUUCUCUGUCUUCGUAACUGUCAUGGUCUUCGAGAUGAUUUACUUUGGGUCCAAGGCCAACGAGAACUUUGGGAAGCUGGGCACCAACAUCUGCCGGGCGCGCUGGCAGAACGUGGCUGAAAAGGCUGAGGACCUUGAAGAAGCUGAGCAGGUGAUGAGCCUUGCCAUGGAGAAGAUUGCGAUUCUCGCAGAGACCGAGCCUGUAACCCUGGCGGGAACCGUUCUGACCUGCGAUCUGGGCUACAGCGUGGUGUCGGUGGUCAGUACUUUGAUUCUGUUCGUGGUGGGCAAGCUGUACAACUGGGACAUUCCAGCGUGAGCUUUGCAUCGAGGUCAAGCACAAAGCCGGCCUUUCUCAAACUGCGAGGGCCAAGAGGGCCUUGUGAAUUAGGGGGACCGACGUGCUGAACUGUAGGUUGUCUAGUGCUACUUCAAAGCUACGCUGUUUGGAUUUGGCAUUUGCUGCGCAAGCAUUUUGGAGGAUGUGAUUCCAAGAUCCACCGUUCAUUUGUAAUUAACCCAUUUGUCUCACACGUCGCAAACCAUGCGUCAAGGCCACGCGGUAGCCACCCCCACCUACAGUUAAAACCGUCGCUUUGCGUGGCGGCUUCACGGGGUCAUAUUGGAGGCCGUCAUGCGAAUUCUGUGCAGAACAGUUUUGCCCCUGACUCUUCAGCCAAAGAUGCACAUGGACUCUGAA